UUGUGAAUAUGCUGUGCCAGCUGAAGGAGGAGGGCAUGAUACUGAAGACACUCGGGGUGAACUAUACCUGCCCUGUUUCCCAGCUGGAGUUCCAGCUUGUCUCAGUGCGCACAUGUACCAGCUGUGGGCGCGAGUCGUCCACCAGAGAGGACUACAAUCACCUCUCAUUGGACUUCAGCUCUGAGCGCACCUUGCUAAGCAGCCUAGCACUCACUUUCAAAGGAGAAAAGGUUGAAUUCACAUGUGCGGGCUGCAAGGGCCUCCACGCCUCAAAGGUGGAGCAGUUCCACACACUGCCUCUUGUGCUGUUUCUGCAUCUGAAUAGGUUUGGAGGACCUGGGGGGUUGGAGAAGCUGGAGGCUCCUCUUUUGUUUCCUUCGGAGCUGAGGCUCUCCAACUUCUGUGGGGACACGGUGCCACCCCUGCACAGUGCCAGCCCACAGGCCCUCACCAACCAGACCCCCAAUAUCCAGGUGUCCAUACCCCUGACCCUUGCCAGCCAAAUCUCCAACCCACCUGGAGAGGCCAAAGAUGGCGCCCUCUGCUAUUCAAAUGACCAGGAACCAGGGAAAGUGCUGUGGACAGCCUCAGUGGUGAGGAGAGAUAGAGAGUGA
Molecule: messenger RNA, 614 nt
Organism: Oncorhynchus mykiss (rainbow trout)
Lineage: Eukaryota; Metazoa; Chordata; Actinopteri; Salmoniformes; Salmonidae
Source: RefSeq, a predicted model, not a curated record